Suhomyces tanzawaensis NRRL Y-17324 is the source of this 885-nucleotide messenger RNA. RefSeq lists its product as uncharacterized. The coding region runs from base 1 to 885 and encodes 294 amino acids. Lineage: Eukaryota; Fungi; Ascomycota; Pichiomycetes; Serinales; Debaryomycetaceae. The transcript has a single exon. The record is from RefSeq and is a predicted model, not a curated record.
AUGUCCUACCCCGGCACCCUCCACCAUUACGGCAGUAACCUCACUGCAUUCGAGUUUGGCAACGCUAGCCCCUCCAACACCAAAGUAGUGCUUUUUGUUGCAGGAUUGGGCGAUGGCCUUCUCAACGUUCCUUACACUGCCCAAUUGGCCGCCAAAUUGGCCGUCCACGGAUGGUCGCUCGUGCAGAUCCUCAUCAGCUCCUCUUACAACGGCUACGGGACCUCCUCGUUGAAGAACGACGCCCGUGAAAUUAGCCAAUUGGUAAAGUACCUCCGAUCGGCCCCUGGCGGCAACAGGUCCCACGUCGUGCUCUUGGGCCAUCUGACUGGGUGCCAGGACACUAUGGAAUACUUGAGUAAGGCAUCGCGUCAGCCAGGAUUCGAUGCCCCAGUUGAUGCAGGCAUUUUACAGGCUCCGGUGUCCGACUACGAAGGCAUAGGUGGCCCUAAAUUAAACGCUUUGGCAGAAGAAGUAUACCAGGACUAUAUCUUGAAGGGCAACCUGGACCAUAUUUUGCCUGAAAAAUUCAGGAAAGCGGUUUUUGGUACUCCAAUCACUGCCUACAGAUUCUACUCGCUAUGCCAUCCUCGUGGCGAUGACGACUACUUCUCUUCAUACUUGACUGAGGCCGACUAUGCUCAGACCUUCGGUGUGGUCAAUAGACCUUUGUUGGUAUUAUAUGGCUCUAAGGAUGAGUUUGUUCCCGCCACUGUCGACAAGGACAAGUUGGUGACCCAUUGGAAACAAGCCACCGAUCCUAAGUACUGGAGUCCUUUGAGUAAAGUAUUGCAAGGAGCAACACAUGCCAUCGACUCUAACUCCGACGAAGGAACCAGAGAAGAUUUCAUCAACACCGUGAUCAAGUUCCUAGCAACAAUUGAAUAG